Molecule: messenger RNA, 1171 nt
Organism: Drosophila albomicans
Lineage: Eukaryota; Metazoa; Arthropoda; Insecta; Diptera; Drosophilidae
Gene: SelR
Product: methionine-R-sulfoxide reductase B1
Exons: 4
Coding region: 203-709 (168 amino acids)
Biological process (GO): protein repair; response to oxidative stress
Cellular component (GO): cytoplasm
Molecular function (GO): peptide-methionine (R)-S-oxide reductase activity
Source: RefSeq, a predicted model, not a curated record
UAAAUUUUUAGUUUUUCAUUUUCCUUCGUUGUGAAAACAUUGGCCGUUUGUGGCUGUGCUGUCCGUUAACAUUUGGACGCCACUUACACAAAGCUAUAAAAUUAUAAACAAAAGCCAAAAAUAGAAAUAUAACAAGCAGCAGCACCAAAAUUAUAUAUUAGCAGAUUCACGUCAGGGCAACACAACAAAUUCCACAGCCAUCAUGGAGAAUAAAAGCGACAAGAUUACUGUCAACAAAGAGGAACUGCGCAAACGUCUAACCCCGCUGCAGUAUCAGGUUACACAAGAAGCGGGCACCGAGCGCCCCUUUACAGGGUGUUACAACAAGCACUACGAGAAGGGGAUGUAUCAGUGCAUUGUCUGUCAUCAGGACUUGUUCAGCUCUGACACCAAGUACGAUUCCGGUUGUGGUUGGCCAGCGUUUAACGAUGUGGUCGAUAAGGGUAAAGUGACCUUGCAUCGGGAUGCCAGUAUACCAGGGGGCAAUAUUUUACUACUAAUUGCACAUCCAGAACGUAUACGCACCGAGGUACGCUGCGCUCGCUGCAACGCCCACAUGGGCCACGUUUUUGAAGACGGACCGAAGCCGACACGCAAACGCUACUGCAUCAAUUCAGCAUCCAUUGAGUUUGUCGAAGCGACGGAUACAUCAGCUUCAGCCUCAGCGCAGACCUUAAGUCCCCAAGGUACACCAAUUGCACAGCAAUGAGAAAAGCCAGGGGCUUGGAAUCGGUAUCAGGAUCGGAAAUGGGAACGAGUGGGAAUGGAACAAUCAACGAAUACGAAAAAUGUGCGAAAGAGUCUAACCUCAAUGUUGCUGUUAAGGGUUUUUACACGUAUUUUCUAACUUUCCGUAAAUGUGGCCAAUUAUUCCUAGCAUACGUCUAUUGACAUCUAUUGAUACUAUCUCUUGUUCAAAUGGGCAGCUAUUCAUCAAUUGUUCACAUGAAAAAAUAGAAAACAAAACGAAAAAAAAUCAAAGAAGAUAAACAUAAAAACUUCCGUCUGUUUGUGUAAAUAGCUAAAUGUUUCUCUCUUUUACUUUGUUAUAUUUAUACAUACAUACAGUACAUAUGCCUACAUUAAUACUUUGUAAUACACACAUACACAUUAAUAAUUUUAAAAUGUGCGCGCUAAUAAACGUGUAUUUUUUACAAUAUACAAAAAUCAA